GGAGGCAGCGGGGCCGGGAAGAUGAACCGGAGUUUCAACAAAUCUCAGACUCUGCGGUAUCUGGAGUGCAGCGCAGUGGAAGUGAAGAGUAAGUUUGGGGCAGAGUUCAGAAGGUUCUCCCUGGAUCGCUACAAGCCGGGAAAGUUUGAAGACUUCUACAAACUAAUUCUUCACAUUCAUCACAUAGCCAACCUGGAAGUGAUGAUCGGAUAUGCUGAUGUGCAUGGAGACCUUCUCCCUAUUAAUAAUGAUGACAACUUCUUCAAGGCUGUUUCGAGUGCUCAUCCACUGCUCAGGGUUUUUAUACAAAGACAAGAUGAAGUGGACUACUGUAAUUUUGGGACCAACACACUGUCGAGGAAGAAGAAGGCUCUGGUGACUCUCCGCACUGACAACCUUCGCCGGCGUCCCCACAUUAACAUUAGCAUGCCUCAUGAUUUUAGACCGGUGUCCUCCAUCAUCGAUGUGGACAUCCUUCCUGAGACACACCGGAGGGUGAGGCUGUAUCGGCACGGCUGUGAGAAACCCUUAGGAUUUUACAUUCGCGACGGCACCAGCGUAAGGGUUACUCCUCACGGACUAGAAAAAGUACCUGGUAUCUUCAUCUCUCGUAUGGUUCCUGGAGGCUUAGCAGAGAGCACAGGCUUGCUGGCUGUGAAUGAUGAAGUCCUGGAAGUUAAUGGCAUUGAAGUAGCAGGGAAGACUCUUGACCAAGUCACAGACAUGAUGAUUGCCAACAGCCAUAAUCUUAUUAUCACGGUCAAGCCAGCAAACCAGAGGAACAAUAUUAUCCGAAGCAGUAGGACGUCUGGUAGCUCUGGCCAGUCUACAGACAGCACUGCGAGUCACCAUAGUUUGCCCCCAUCCCACGUGCUGCAAAACUUCCACCCUGAUGAAAUGGAGAGUGAUGAAGAGGCUGACAUUGUCAUUGAGGGUGGUCUGGAGCCACAGCACAUUCCUAAACUGCACAGCUUUACUUCCAGUAGCCACUCCAGAAUCAAUGGUAGCAGCCUUAGCCACAGACUUCAAAGGGACCUGAUGCUCAACAACAACUCUGGCCGAGAAAGCAAUGGCAACAUCCACAAAUUGCUCAGUUCCUUAAAAACUGAUCCCCGACAGAGUCUGGUUAUCCCCAGAGGAGGUAUUGAGGAGGAUGGAACAGUCAUUACACUUUAGUAGCAAUUCCUGCAACUGUCCUUCCAGUCUUAAGUGCCAAUUGAGACAACUGACUCUUGCAACAGACUGUGCACACAAAACAGAGAGCUGAUAUUCUCAUAGACCUCAUGGGUGCAGAAAAUUGUUGCUUUCUAAGAAAAGUGGAAUCUGGAGUUAGACAUAAAACUGUCAUGCACUGCAAAAUUUGUCAGGAGAAAGCCAGAGUGUCAAACCUGGUUUAUGUCCCGGCCCUAAAGUGAGAACAAAGAAUUGUUUUAGUUGGUAUAAUCUCAACAGUCUUAGAGGCUACCAAUGGCAGUGCUACGUAUGUGGAUUUGAAUGCAUGGGUGGAUAUAUCUAUACAUGCAUGUAUAUGAAUUAGAUUUUAAUAGUAACAGACAUGUCUAUUUGAGGUGGAAUCUGGCUUUCUUCUAAUACCAGUUUAGAGAGUGCUUUUGAAUAGCCAUCUGAACUUUUGACUGUUACAUACAGACCUUCCACUAACUUGUUUACACCAUACUUCCAAUUUACGUCUAAUCCAGACAAGCUCUAUAAAAGUAGCAGUUUCCUACUCUGGUAGUAAGAAUAUUAGGGAGAUGCUGCAAAUACAUUUUCUAAGUGAAACAAGAUCCCUAUAUACACAUUUUAAAGGCCUAAGGAGGCGAUGCAGGCGGACGUUGCUGUCAUUGCUGUGAGAUCAGCACCACCCGCUGGUCAGAGGCAGGCCUGCCUGCAGCACAGGCGUCUGCUGUGCUGGGAAAGGACUUAAAUCACAGUAAGGACUUAAAGCUAGGUUCAGCACCAUUGUGUGUAGAUGUA
Messenger RNA from Dryobates pubescens (Downy woodpecker), 1974 nucleotides. It is a transcript of the gene PARD6G, whose product is annotated as par-6 family cell polarity regulator gamma. Gene Ontology annotation, biological process: establishment or maintenance of cell polarity; regulation of cellular localization; centrosome cycle. NCBI's taxonomy places the organism in Eukaryota, Metazoa, Chordata, Aves, Piciformes, Picidae. The transcript is spliced from 3 exons. Gene Ontology annotation, cellular component: apical plasma membrane; nucleus; cell cortex. The coding region runs from base 22 to 1176 and encodes 384 amino acids. Gene Ontology annotation, molecular function: protein kinase C binding. The record is from RefSeq and is a predicted model, not a curated record.